Ichthyophthirius multifiliis is the source of this 1099-nucleotide messenger RNA. RefSeq lists its product as hypothetical. Gene Ontology annotation, molecular function: protein binding. The annotation marks the transcript as partial. The record is from RefSeq and is a predicted model, not a curated record. The transcript has 2 exons. NCBI's taxonomy places the organism in Eukaryota, Ciliophora, Oligohymenophorea, Hymenostomatida.
UUAAAUUAAUUUCUGAUUUAUUACCGAAAAGUUAUUCUUUACAAUUUACAGAAAAAUUAAAACGCAAAAAAAAAGCUAUAAAUUUUUACAUAAAUACUUUAGUUACACCUAAACCUUUAAAAAAAAUUAAAAGAAACCACUCCUAAACUAAAUAUCCUAACAAUUAAAAUUACCAAAACCUAUUAACAUGUUUACAAAAACAUCCCUAAGCUGGACCAUUUUUAUAACCUGUAAAUCCCCAGUUAUAAGGAUGCCCUGAUUAUUUAUAAAUAAUUACACAUCCAAUGGAUUUAUCUACAAUAUAAAAUAACCUAAGAUAAAACAAAUAUAGAUCAGAUAAAUAAUUUUUAUAAGACAUUCGUUAAAUAUGGUCUAACAGCUAUAUUUAUAAUCCAAAGUCUUCUUAUUUAUACUAAGUAACAUUAUAAAUGGACUAAUUUUUCGAAUAAAAAGUACAAGAAAUAUUCCAAAAUAAAAACAAUAAUCCUUUAGUAAAUUUACACAAUCAAGUUAAUUAAUUAUAAAAGGAAAUCUCUGGAAUGAACUCUAAAUCUAAAACACUGAAGGCUUUUAAUAAUUAAAAUCUUUCAUAUUUUUCAACUCAAAAAUAAUAGAAAAUUAAUACUCCGAUGAAUCCAAAUGAAAAAAAAACUCUUAAGUAAAAUAUACUUAAAUUACCUGCUGAUGCCUAUACAGGAGUUUGGGAAAUACUUAAACAAGAAUGCAAUACUAGAAAUUAAUAAUUGUCUUUUGAUAUUGAUGCUUUAAGUGUGAGAAAAGUUCGAGAACUUGAAUAAUAUGUAAAUAUGAGACUUAAUAAACACUAAAAAAAGUUAGUCAAAUUAUAAUAAAAAACCCAAAAAAAAAAAAAAGGAAGCGAUGAGGAAAAUUCUAUAACUUUAUAAAAUUAACCUUUAAUUUAAUAAGAAAAUAGUGGUGUUAAUAUUUCUUAAACUAUUUGAAUUAAAAAUAUUAAAAUUAUUUGAAUCCUAUAUUUAUAAAUAAUAAAGAAAAAUAUUCAUUAUUUUCCAUAAUUAUUAAAAAAAAUAUUCGAGUAAACAUAUUAAUUACUUUUAUUUUUUAUUCGUUUAUUUUUUAU